UUGUUAAAUAAGCUAAAAAAUAGUUGGAAAUUAAAAGCAUUAAAGUGUUGUUGUUUUUUACAGGCUCUCCUAAACGAACUGCAACCAGAUUCGGCAUGGAUACGAAUCCAACAGAACACAUUUACCCGUUGGGUAAAUCAAAAAUUACAAGUCGCAAACUUACAGAUUGCAAACUUGGAAGCAGAUUUUGAUGACGGAUUGAUACUAAUUCGCUUGGUUGAGAUAUUGUCGGGAAAAUCGCUUGGAAAAUACAGCAGAAAAGUUACAUUUCGGUCACAAAAACUGGAAAAUAUAUCAUUAGCACUGAAUUUCCUUGAGCGAGAUGAAAAAAUCAAAUUAAUCAACAUAGACAGUUCUGCGAUAGCCGACCGUAACUUAAAGCUUAUAAUGGGUUUAAUAUGGACACUUAUUUUGCACUAUUCAAUUGCGCAACAGAUCUGGGAUGAACUUCCAGACGAAGCUCCAGUUCAGUUAACGCCGAAACAGAAGCUAAUGACUUGGAUUAAAGCUAAAUUACCUUCCGGUUUACCGCUUAACAACUUUACCUCUGAUUGGAACGAUGGUGUUCUGCUUGGCGCACUGGUUGAUGCUUGCAUACCAUAUUUGCACUUGAACUGGAAAGAAUGGAUACCGAAUAAUGCUCUAGAGUCAACGCGAAAAGCUAUGGAUAUUGCUAGUGAACGACUGAAUGUUGUCCCGGUACGUUACUGCAAUGGUAAUUUAAAACGGUAUUUUUUUGUAACUUUUCUACCAAACAAACUUUCACUGUUUAAGCUGAUAACGCCAGAAGAACUUAUUAAUCCAGCAGUAGAUGAGAAAAGUGUUAUGACUUAUCUAUCACAAUUUCCCCAAGCGAAAUACCGUCCGGCGCUCGGAUACGUUGAAGAUUUGGAUCUUUCACCAUUUAUUUCUACCGUAUCAAAGUUUACAUUACGAACGAACAGCGGUUCAACUAUACCGAAAGUUACGAUUCUGGACCCUAAUGGUGGGACGGUUCCAGCUGAAUUAGAAAAAGUGUCUUCAAUGAUUUAUACCGUUAAAUAUACGCCAAAAAUUGUUGGUCAACAUCAGGUACAAGGAAAAACUAUUUUGAAAGUUUUUACGGUAUUGCUGCUGUUAUAUUUGUGA
Enterobius vermicularis (human pinworm) is the source of this 1128-nucleotide messenger RNA. Lineage: Eukaryota; Metazoa; Nematoda; Chromadorea; Rhabditida; Oxyuridae. The record is from the annotation of a GenBank genome assembly.